AUCAUCUAAUACAGCAUUACUUAAGUUGGAACACUUGCUUUUAUAGCGACAUAAAACGUGUAUAUACAUCAAUCUAGAAAGUAUGUUAUUGUGUUUGGAUGUGUUUAUACCUCCUGAGACAAAACGAAUCAACAGUUAAAAUAAACAAUGCCAAUGAGCAAACAUUGAUGUUUACUAGAACGGCAGUCGGGAUGAUAAGAGUAAAGCAUAAUUUAAUCUGAAAAUGAAAGCGAAUGUAAACUAUUACGCGGAAUUUAUAAAUGAGCAAACGUAUGACAUAAAAUCUUCGUAAUCUUUAUAAUGAAUUACGCACGUGUUAGCUGCAUAAAGCGUUAUUGAGAAAAACAGUGUUCGGGCGAGUGUCGAUAUUUAAUAUAUAGAACAGUGGAAAGAGCGGUACAGAACGCAGAACGGGAAAAUACUUUUGAUGUAUAGCUGCGAUAGAGGAAAUUGCGCUUAGUGUGAAAUAAGCGUUUGUGGAUACUGCACUGGAUUACCGAAAGGGAUAUUACAAAUGUAUACCGAUUAUGGCUUAACAUCUUAUGAUAAAGGAUACUUUUGGAAAGGAUUACUAAGUUGUUAAAUCACAUUUCAAAGAGAUGAACUCAGAAAACGAUAGUUACGCCGUUUGGAGUGACGUCAAUGUCACGACGACGUCUUCACUGUCGCUUUGGACAAAUGGUGCCGAAUCUACGUGCAACGGCACUGAAAUGCCCUUACUUGAUGAAGCAGCGUGGGUUAACAAAAUCAUAACGCCUUUUAUAUAUACGUUAGGUUUUCCAGGAAAUAGCAUUUCAUUUCUUAUCUGGAUACGACCGAAAAUGCGCCACUCGUCUGGUGUAUACUUGGCAGCAUUGGCUUUAGCGGAUUUCAUCUUCCUUGUUCUUCAUUUUAUGUUUGAAUUGAAUACAGUAUGGGGCGUACCGUUGCUAAGUUACCCAGUGCUCUGUGAAGGGUUUACAAUCAUUUUCCUAACUUUCCAAUAUCUAGCACCGUUAUUAGUUCUUUCGUUUACCGUUGAAAGAUACAUCUCAAUAUGUCAUCCAUUUAAGAGAGAACAAUUCUGUACCACACAUCGUGCCAGAAUCGUGUCUAUUUCGCUUGCAUUAGGCUGCCUCGCAACAUGCGGUAUCCAAGGUUACUUUUGGACUUAUACUGGUGACGAAGACGGAUGCACCCUUAGGGCAACAGUCAUUGCCGGCGACAGUGCUUCUUUGUGGUCCAUAUGGUCAUACGUCACCGAAACUUUGAUGUUCCUUGUUGUUCCAUUAAGCGUGCUAGUGUUUAACAUUCUUGUUAUCAGGGAGGCAAAACGUCUUUCAGAAUAUGAAGAAACACAGCUUCAUGGUCGGUCUCACAAGACUUCAGCCACUACUAUAAUGUUGCUAGUGGUAUCAUUUUACCUGAUCAUAACAACACUACCCGCGACAAUCGUUUACGCUACCGGUCCUAUCUUCACUCCGGGAAAGGCGUGCGAUGAUCCAGCAAGAAAAAGUUACGGUAUUUAUCUUUUAAUUAGAAGUAUUGCGGAGGAAAUCGGAAUUUCGCAUUUUGCAUUGAACUUCUAUAUUUACAUGGUGACUGGAAAACAAUUCAGGGAGGAAUUCAAAAGACUGUUCGGACUUAAGAGAACAAAACCCCACCCUGAAAAACUGGGAACCGAAUACACAACACUUCGAUCCAGUUUUCAAGGAAGUUUAAAGAAAAAUCUUACCGUUCGAAUGACAAGCAACGGUACCGAAAGUGUCAAUCAUAAAAGGCAAAACGGGUCAGAAUCUAGUGUAUAAUUUGUGAUAUUAUCUUUCAUUGAACGCUACCACUCGUUAACGUGAAAACAGCUGUACCAAAUAGCAUAUUUAUACUUUGCAUGUAUGUGUUUUGGUAAAAUUACGCAAUGCAAACAUUCGUACUAUAUAUAUUGUAUGCAAACAUUCGUACUAUAUAUAUUGUAUGCAAACAUUCGUACUAUAUAUAUUGUAUGCAAACAUUCGUACUAUAUAUAUUGUAUGCAAACAUUCGUACUAUAUAUAUUGUAUGCAAACAUUCGUACUAUAUAUAUUGUAUGCAAACAUUCGUACUAUAUAUAUUGUAUGCAAACAUUCGUACUAUAUAUAUUGUAUGCAAACAUUCGUACUAUAUAUAUUGUAUGCAAACAUUCGUACUAUAUAUAUUGUAUGCAAACAUUCGUACUAUAUAUAUUGUAUGCAAACAUUCGUACUAUAUAUAUUGUAUGCAAACAUUCGUACUAUAUAUAUUGUAUGCAAACAUUCGUACUAUAUAUAUUGUAUGCAAACAUUCGUACUAUAUAUAUUGUAUGCAAACAUUCGUACUAUAUAUAUUGUAUGCAAACAUUCGUACUAUAUAUAUUGUAUGCAAACAUUCGUACUAUAUAUAUUGUAUGCAAACAUUCGUACUAUAUAUAUUGUAUGCAAACAUUCGUACUAUAUAUAUUGUAUGCAAACAUUCGUACUAUAUAUAUUGUAUGCAAACAUUCGUACUAUAUAUAUUGUAUGCAAACAUUCGUACUAUAUAUAUUGUAUGCAAACAUUCGUACUAUAUAU
Molecule: messenger RNA, 2561 nt
Organism: Dreissena polymorpha
Lineage: Eukaryota; Metazoa; Mollusca; Bivalvia; Myida; Dreissenidae
Product: FMRFamide receptor-like
Exons: 2
Coding region: 600-1787 (395 amino acids)
Biological process (GO): G protein-coupled receptor signaling pathway
Cellular component (GO): plasma membrane
Molecular function (GO): G protein-coupled receptor activity
Source: RefSeq, a predicted model, not a curated record